AUGGCAGCUGUGCACCCUCUCGACCCCCUCACACCGCAGGAAAUCUCUCUAGCUGCACACAUAGUACGAAACAGCUUCCCUAGUAAUGAUCUGAUUUUCCGAGCAAUCACGCUAUGGGAGCCCCCAAAGAAGGAACUCAUACCAUACCUCGAGGCGGAACGACUAAAGGAACAACCUCCUAGUCCUCCACCGCGUAUCGCUCAAGUCCUCUUCUACGUGGAUAAGGCGACCCAAUUCCGCCGGGGCCGGGUUGACUUGGUACAGAAAAAAGUAACAGACGUAAAGAAUCUGGACGGUCACCAUGCCUAUGUCGACGCUGGGGAGAUGAAGAAGUGCGAAAAGGCAUGCUUGGAUGACUCGCGGGUUCAGGCCGCUAUCAAGGCUCUGCAAUUACCUGAGGGAGCGGUCGUUGUUUGCGAUCCCUGGACAUAUUCGCCUGAUGGCAUGAACGAUAUGACAAGGCGCUGUGUCAUGUGCUUCUUCUAUAUGAAGUUGUCGCCACACGGGGACGCCAAUCACUACGCCUACCCGUUGGAGUUCAUUGCCGAGCUGUCCGACGAGAUGAAGGUUAUGCAGGUCUUGAAAGUCCCCUCGGGCGUAAACGACCGGAUGAUAACUGCCGACGCAAGCACAUUGAGGCCAUUCGACAGAGCCAAGAUUCACACAACCAGCGAAUACCAUCCAGACCUGGUCCCGGAGCGCAGAACAACAGUCAAGCCUCUGACCGUCUCUCAGCCGCUUGGCCCAUCCUUCCAAACGACCGGAAACUUAAUCAACUGGGAGAAGUGGAGGUUUCGGGUUGGCUUCAACUACAGAGAAGGGCUUGUGAUUCAUGAUGUUACCUAUGAUAACAGAAGGGUCUUUCAUAGACUUUCGAGUUCUGAGAUGUUUGUUCCUUACGGCGAUCCGCGAGCCCCUUAUCCUCGUAAGGCGGCCUUCGACUUUGGGAACAAUGGUGCCGGUGUUAAUGCUAACAAUCUUGGCCUUGGAUGUGAUUGCUUGGGCCAUAUCAAAUAUUUCCAUUUCUGGCACCACACCAACGACGGUGUACCUACAAAGAUGUCAAACGUCGUUUGCUGCCAUGAAAUCGACGACGGUAUCCUGUGGAAACAUACCAACUACAGAACCGAUAACGCUGUUGUCACUCGAUCUCGUGUACUUGUGCUGCAGACCGUCAUCACCGUGAGCAAUUACGAGUACAUAUUUGCCUUCCAAUUCAACCAAGCCGCGGAGAUAUCCUAUGAAGUGCGCGCAACUGGUAUACUCAGUACAGCUUUCAUAGAUAGGGGAACCUCUGUCCCAUUUGGAACGGUUGUUGCUCCCGGUGUCAUGGCUCCGUACCACCAGCAUCUGUUCUCCCUCCGCAUUGAUCCUGCAAUUGACGGAUACGAAAAUUCCAUCAUGGUAGAAGAAUCUCAUCCCAUGCCAAUCGAAAACCCAAAAAUCAUGACGAACGUUGGCUAUAUUACGAAAAACGAGUUCAUCGAGAACGAAACACCCCUGGACACAGACAAUCGCGUCGGCCGUGUCUUCAAGAUUGUCAACGAAAAUAUCAGAAACCCCGUCACAGGCGGUCCAGUGGGCUACAAACUCGUACCACACUAUUCACAAAUGCUGCUCGCGCAUCCAUCCUCAUAUCACUCCAUCAGGUCUGAAUUCGGUGACUAUCCGGUCUGGGUUACUCGCCACCACGAUGACGAGCUCUUCGCGGCCGGAGAGCAUACAUUGCAGUCAACAACUGGUUCGGGUGUUGCGACGUGGAUCAAGUCGCGUAGGGCCAAUCCGGAGAGCGUUCGGAAUCAGGAUCUUGUGCUGUGGCAUACGUUUGGUACGACGCACAACCCCAGGGUCGAGGAUUGGCCGGUUAUGCCGGUUGAGAAGAUGACGGUUGUCUUGAAGCCGGUCAAUUUCUUCACGCGCAAUCCGGCUUUAGACGUACCGAUUUCUAAGCAGGCGGAUAACAAGAGCGUUUUAGUUGAGGAUGAAGGUGAAAAGGGUUGUUGUGCAACAGCUCGUCUAUAG
Talaromyces marneffei is the source of this 2022-nucleotide messenger RNA. RefSeq lists its product as uncharacterized. The record is from RefSeq and is a predicted model, not a curated record. Gene Ontology annotation, molecular function: copper ion binding; primary methylamine oxidase activity; quinone binding. NCBI's taxonomy places the organism in Eukaryota, Fungi, Ascomycota, Eurotiomycetes, Eurotiales, Trichocomaceae. The transcript is spliced from 4 exons. The coding region runs from base 1 to 2022 and encodes 673 amino acids. Gene Ontology annotation, biological process: amine metabolic process.